AUGAAUGAAGCGAAAAAGGCAAGAACUAUUGCUAAAUCAUCAUUUACCCGUAGUGCUAAAUCCAUCCAACGGCUAAUCGAACAAGGACGGCCCGAACCGGAAGUUGUCAAAGCAGGUGGCAUAUUUGAAACAGCCUAUGAGAGAGUACUAUCUAAGCAUGAAGGAUUUGCAAUACUUGUAGAAGAAAAGGAUUAUGAACAGGAAGAAGAAUGGAUGGAAGAUGUGUCAAAAGAAUAUGAUGCUAUUUGUAUAAUGAUAAAUGAUUAUAAAAUAACCAUGGCUCCGAAGAACAAUAUUACAACCGAUAAAGUGGAAAAUCCAGCCAGCUCUCAGGAUGUCAAUGUGGACCCAAACAACACAAAUAUACCAUCUGGAUCAGGCAUUGAUGAGACUGCAGAAUCCGUACCACGAGGGGAAACGGAACCCACUGUUACAUUGGAAUUAUCACCUGACAACCAAGCUGCCGCAACUAAUUUUCCUUCUUAUGCUGCACCCUCACCCAGUCCAACUUCCAUGAAAUUGAGAACAGAGAGAGCACCGCUUCCUAAAUUUGAUGGAAAUGUUCGAAAUUAUCUGGACUUUCGUAGAGAUUUCAAAUUUUUGGUGGAAAAGCAAUACACAACUCAGGAAGCCCUUUAUGUUCUUCGUAGCUGCCUGGACAAAAGCAGUGCCGACCUGAUAAAAUGCAAGGAGGACUACGAUGCUGCAUGGGAAAAAUUAGACCGAGAGUAUGGCGACCCGAGAAUUGUUUCUGAUGUCCUGCUGUCUGACUUGGAGAAAGUAAAGCCAGUGGAUGAAUUUGACUAUGCACACUUUGUUCAGUAUCAUGCUUUAAUUGAGAAGAUAUUCAGCAUGCUGACGAAACUGAAUCGACUCGGAGAUUUGGAUAAUACAACAACACUGAGUGCCAUGGAGAAAAAAUUAUCAAGGAAUGACCGUCUAAAGUGA
Molecule: messenger RNA, 948 nt
Organism: Paramuricea clavata
Lineage: Eukaryota; Metazoa; Cnidaria; Anthozoa; Malacalcyonacea; Plexauridae
Source: the annotation of a GenBank genome assembly